AAGCCUUGACGCAAAUGACGAGGACGAACAUGGCGGCUGAAUAGCAGUUGAGUCUUGUUGCCAUGUGAAAAAAAAAAAAUCUGAAAUGGAGAAAAAAACAAUUCCACUUAUAGCAGCGGGGAGAACUCCAACCCACAACAGACGAAACAAAGCCAAAUCCAACUACUGUAUUCUGUGCCGCAGCUUAUAUCAGAAACAUGAAGCUCAUGAGCAUAUGCAUAGUAUGCUGCAUCACAGAGAGCUGGAGACAGCGAUGGGCAAGGAUACAUUUCAUGACUGUCAGGCGUGCAAGGUAUCCGAAUUGAGUUUCGAUGAGUAUGCAAAGCACAUAUCUACCUCUCAACACAAUGCCAAGUUGAAGACCUUGAAUUCCAAAAAUGUGAGCCCCACUCCUCUGUGGAACACUUUGGGCCCCGCCGUGUUUCAACAAAUCAAGGAGCGAAACAAGUUGCUGAAGUUUCAGGAGAAGAAAGAAAUAAGAAAGAAAAGAAAGAAACAGAAGCAGGAAGCUGGUAGGAAACAUGCAGAAAUGAUGAAGGGAGCCACUGGAAAAAACAAAGGGGUGUCCAAAGUAGCAAAGGCGGAAAAAUCCAAACAAGUGAAAAACACAAGGAUACUGAAACAGAUGCAGAAAACCCACCAGGGAGGAAGCAACAAGGCAUUCUUAAAAAAUAUAGAGAAUAAAGUGUCCAGUCUGCAGAGACCUCCUCACCAGAGACCUCCUCACCAAAAAGAGGCAACCUUGCAGAAUCAAAGUGAGAGAUCGUCUUCUUUGUCAGGAGAGCCUGCAGGUCAAACUUUGCAUCAAAAUAAUGUCCGAGACCAGUUCACCCAAUCAAUUCAGCAGAUGAGCUAUGAUGUCAACAAUCCAAGCAGCAAAGUUAAAAUGGAGAUCACCCAAUCAGAUAGACUUUUAAACAGACUUAAAAAUACCCAAGGAGGGACUAGCAGUAUGCCAGGACAAAAAACAUGGCCAGCUAACAGCCAGUGUGGGUAUAACUACAAGCAGCUUAGUAGUGAAUCAGACUGCGACUUCACAAGUGAUAACCUCCCUCAGAAUGGAGGGCUCAUCUUUGACCACUAUGAGAGUGAUGGAUCUACUCAGGCAGGACAAGACGGCUCAAAUUCAGCAAAACCUGCUUCAGAAAACAACACGGCUCCCAUACGGGAUGUUGACAUCAGUGCGAUGCUGCGGCACAUCAGGAGAGCGCUGGGAGUACGGGAGCCGUGUAGGGCAGAUCGUGAAGCUCGGAGGCAGAACAGUGAGGCAGACAACCGGAUGGCUGAUCUUGGCACUAUGCAUCAAAUUGGAGCUGAAAAGGAGCAGCCAGGUGGUAGAUCCAACUCCUCCCAGGUCAACUCCCCUGCCCCGCCAUCCGGUUCUGGAAUUCAAACUUGCAAUGCAGCUCAAGCUAAGUCAAAGCAGGCAACACUCGGAGUGACACAAAGAGCGACUCAGCCAGUUGAGAAGAGCUCCGUGGUUGAAGGUGGCUCAAAUGGAGCUUUAAGCAGUGGGCCGAGAGAGUCUCAGGUGGCCGUCAAAAGCCAGGCUUUGGUCAACCAACAUUCAGGCCAGACCGCUACUUCUGAACCAAAUGUAAAUAUCACCCCCAAGGUCCGAGUUGCCCGUAAAACAGCAAGCAAUUUGACGAUCUCGUCAGCCCAGAGUAAGCAGAGCUGGACGGAGAUGUAUAAAGAGAUGAAAUGGAAGAAGCUCGAGAGGGUGAAAGGGAUGCCGAGGUUUGGGAUUGAGGUGGUGAAUCAGACAGACCGAGAACGCAAGACACAAGCAGAGGACAACGACCUGCCUCUGUCAGAAGGCUUCCACUGGGAAUCAUUCCCAGACAGUCCUUCAGCCGCACACUGGACUGGACUACCUACUCCUCCACCCCAGGACAAUGUAGCUAAUAACUGUCAUAUAGAAACGCAGUCAAAUUUACAAAUGCAGGAGCCUCUGGAGCAGCCUGCUGCAGGACAGGACGGCAAUCAGACGGCUGAAACUGUCCAUGUGAAGGAGGAACCAAACCUAGAAAGAGAAGAUGUAGAAAAGAGAAGCAACAGUGUUAGUAACAAGAGGAAGCCCAACGUUGUUGUGCAUGAUGGUGCUUCUGACGAGCAGCCCAGCAGAAAAAGGAAGAAAUCAAAGCCCCACAAGGACCAGGACCAGAUGGACCAGCUGUUGGCUGUGUCUCUGAGGGAGGAGGAGCUGAGCCACUCGUUACAGGAUCUGGACAAUUCUCUGGUUCAGGCCCGCAACGCCCUGCAAGCCGCCUACACGGAGGUCCAAAGACUGCUGCUGUUUAGACAGCAGUGUACUGCAGAGAUCAACAGUCUGAGGGCCAAGCGCAUCGAGAUCCUGCAGGGGAUGCAAGGAGUAUACUCAGGAGCAUCUAAUGCAGCAGAGAUAGCCACCACCUCCUCAGCAGGGGCUGUUACUGUCAUGCAGCCAAGAGCCUCUCCCCUUCCUACCUCUGCUGCUUUCCACACCGCCUCCAACCAGCAACCGCUCCCCACAAACCCAACCUCCACCGCCGGCCAACCUCAUCCAACCCCUCUUGCCAGGCAGUUAAAGCAAGAAAUGUGCGAAGGACUUACGGUUUCCUGUAACCCUGAUAAACCUCAGGUUCCUGUGAACCAACCUGUGCACCUGUUUCCGCCUAAUCUCCUUCCUUCACUGCUGCUCACAUCACCACACUUAGCCGCUCCUACAGCUGCUUUUAACCCCCUCCCACAUCUCAGAGCGGAGAGUUCCACAUCAGUGAAUACUUCUCCUGAAUCAUCUUCCAGACUGCAGGGACAGACGGCAAAGGAGGGGUUAAAUGACCGCAUAGAGAUGGUGAAUUUAGUCGAAGAUGAGGAACAGGAAGUCGAUCCAGAGGAAGACACAGAAGAAUGUCUACCAACAAAAGAAAAUGCAUCAUCGGCAUCUGUGGUCGACAACAAAGGGAGUGAGAGUGACGACUCUGUGGAGAUGAUGGAGCCCUCAGACAUGGUGGUCAUCGAUAUCGAUGAGUCAGACAGCGAGGAGGCCGUCUCAAAUGUUCCUGUCCACAAAGAUCCUCCUCAGAAGUCUGUCAGUGUGGAGUUCAGCUCUGCAGGCACACAGACCAAUCAGACAAAUGAUGCAGAGAGAAAAGUUCAGCCUGCAGUUAAACACACAGGUGAUCCUCCAGAGUCGGUUGAGCUGUGCGAUGAUGAGAAACUAUACUUGGGAACUUUCAUGAACCACACCGGCUCCGUCCAUGGCCUCCAAAUUCACGAUGGGCGGCUGUACACAUGUUCAGGGGACAACACAGCCCGGGCCUACAGUCUGAUGAGCAAGGAGUGCCAAGUGGUAUUUGAAGGUCACACAAACAAAGUCAACUGUCUAGUCGUGGCGUCCCUCCCCAACUUGCCUGUACGCCUCUACACCGGAUCCAGUGACCAGACGAUCCGCUGUUACAGCACAAAGACUAAUAGGUGUCUGGAGCAGAUCACACUAUCAGACAGAGUGCUGUGUCUGCACAUUGCCUGGAACAUUCUGUUCGCUGGACUCGCCAAUGGAUCAGUGGCCAGCUAUGACUUAAAGACUCUAAAGCAGUUGGAUGUGUUUGAGUGUCACGGCCCACGCGGCGUGAGCUGCCUCGGUACAGCACAGGAAGGCGCCCGCCGAGUGCUGCUGGUCGGCUCCUAUGACAGCACCAUCAGCGUACGAGACGCCAAGAGCGGCCUGCUGCUGCGCUCGCUGGAGGGUCACACCAAAACUGUGCUCUGUAUGAAGGUGGUGAAUGAUCUGGUCUUCAGCGGCUCCAGUGACACUUCAGUCCACGCCUACAACAUCCAUACGGGCGAGUUGGUUCGUAUCUAUAAGGGUCACGGGCACGCUGUCACGUCAAUCGUCAUCUUGGGGAAAGUGAUGGUGACAGCCUCUCUGGAUAAACUGGUCAGAGUUUAUGAGCUACAGUCUCAUGACCGCUUGCAGGUGUACGGCGGUCACAGCGACAUGGUGAUGUGCAUGGCCGUGCAUAAGAGCGUGAUCUAUACGGGCUGCUAUGACGGCAGUGUUCAAGCUGUGAAGCUCAACUUAAUGAAGAACUACCGCUGCUGGUGGCAGAAUUGCUCUCUGAUCUUUGGCCUGGCAGAGCAUCUUGUGCAACACCUAGUCCGAGAUCACAACAACCCAAAUCUGCAGACUGUGAAAUGUCGCUGGAGGAGCUGCAGCGCUUUCUUUUCCACACAGCAGUCGGUCAGACAGGAGUUGCCUGAACACAUGAAGAGCCACGUGGAGAAGGACAGCCGAGUGCAGCCCUGACAGCCACAAUGUGGCAGAUAUCAGGGGUUUUUCAAACAUUUACAACACAUCAGAUCUUUUUUUUUCUCAUUUGUUCUAAGGUUCUUUUCAGGAUAGUGUGUUUUAUCUAACACUAAUUCUCAACAGUGAGUAGGAGCAUUUUGUUUCUCCUCUGUGACCUCGGUGGCAGCGAGUGAAGACAGACCACAUGUUGUUGAUCCCUGAAGCGGUUGCUCGGCGAGGUCGAGAUGUUGAGUCUUUUAACAGCUCUUAUUAACUAUCAGUUCAAGUUAUCAGUAACUAAACUCUAUUUUAAGAGUGACAUGGAUCCUUACUGUGCGUUUGGAUCUGUUGGUCAGCAUGUUUAUACUUCUCACUGUCAAUAUAUGGCAUGGCUUUAAACACCACACAAUAUGAUAAACAGUCUUUACAUACACCUCAGUGUGUUUUUAUGUAGAGAAAGUUCAACUUUGAACUACUUUGAAAAUCCAACAUAUUACACGGUGUGUCUGGAUUUGAAGAGGAGGUCAUAUUUAAAAGUUGGCUAAGAUCCUCUAAAAUCAAUUUAGUUCAACAUCAAAUCUCAGCAACCAGGUUUUUACUAUCAACCUACCCAAUCCAGAGUUCAUUUAAACAGUAUUCCACCUCUUUCAGAGGGAUCUAUAUAAAUUACAGCAGAAAAAAUCACCUGCCCAUUCUUUAUCCUCGGAUAAGCGCCUACGAACAAAGUGCAUCUUGUCAGUUUUGGCAUUCACUGUGUUGUGCUUUGCUGGUCGCAGAUAAUGUCGCUAUGGGCUUCAAGGUGAGAUUCAGAGUGAAAUACUUUUUUCAUUUCACUCCUGGAACAUGUUUGCACAUGUGCAGUAAAUGUGCUACUUAAAUUCUCCCUCAUCCUUUAAAGAGACUGAUGUGUCGUAUUUUGGUAGAUAACUUUUACAGGUGAUGUUCAUCCUCAAAACAGGCGGCAAUCGGAUUUUAUACCUUAUCCUAAGACAUCAGCUGUUAUUAUUGGUCAUUUGAGGAAUGAUAAGGGCCUUCUCUCUCUGCAAUCAGAGGGUGUUUCAGGAUGUUGGUAGGAUUUUUAAACCCUUCUUAAGGUUUUCUGAAACUUUAUUUCCAAGACAUCUGUGCUGAAGGAAGUCAGAAAUGGAUGACAGGUCGAUUGACUAAAUAAACAGAUUUUACUUGAUUGUAAUUUGCAUUGAUAAAAACGGUGAAAUUUGGGGAAAAAAAUCUGAAUUUUAAACGUACAAGCUAAUUUUUAGCAACCUGCACCUUCUUUAAAAGUUGCACAAUUUGUAAGUCUGCUUUCAAUCAAUUCCAGAUUUGAGGUGUUUCAUCAUGCACUGACGUGGCUCGUUCGUUUGCUUGAGAUCACAGCGUAGAGUUAAUUUAUUCUUAAAUCGUCUUGACCCAGACUAUGGUCUCCUGUCAGACAUGAGAACCUUAUUCCUACAUCUUUCAACAUACCAGCCGUUUAUUUAUCAUAACUUCAACCUUCUCCCGAGCAUUGCUGGUGGCAAUGCCCUUAUUGCUUAUAUGUUUAGACAUUCAUCCAUCUUUUCCUGCAGUGAAAGAAAGUCGUUUAGAAUCUGUUAAAACAUCAACUUGAAGAAUGAGGCCUUAUUUUUUGUAAGUCAUAUUGUACAGUGUAUGUUUGAAUGUGUUUCAUACCUACUGAACGUGUACAGCAAUAAAAAAAACAAAUAUA
This is a messenger RNA of Labrus bergylta (ballan wrasse), 5981 nucleotides long. RefSeq names its product zinc finger protein 106b (gene znf106b). Gene Ontology annotation, cellular component: membrane; cytosol. Gene Ontology annotation, molecular function: SH3 domain binding; RNA binding. Gene Ontology annotation, biological process: insulin receptor signaling pathway. The record is from RefSeq and is a predicted model, not a curated record. NCBI's taxonomy places the organism in Eukaryota, Metazoa, Chordata, Actinopteri, Labriformes, Labridae.